Molecule: messenger RNA, 883 nt
Organism: Carica papaya (papaya)
Lineage: Eukaryota; Viridiplantae; Streptophyta; Magnoliopsida; Brassicales; Caricaceae
Source: RefSeq, a predicted model, not a curated record
AUGAAGAAGAUAAGAGGAAGUAGUAGUUUUUUCGAUCUGACAGAGGAGGAAAAGAGAGAAUAUGCAGGGAAGAAGCUGUUUGAUCCCAUAAGAUAUGGUAGCAGCUUCAAUGAGAACGUGGAUCAGACAUUUUUAUGGAGAGAUUAUCUCAAAAUUCAUGUUCAUCCCCACUUCAAUGCUCCUAAGAAGCCUUCUGGUUUCAGCGAAAUAAUAGAAGAAUACAGCAUGAGAACAAGAGAGAUAACAAGUGAUUUGCUGAAAGGAAUAUCAGAAGGGUUAGGGUUAGAAGCGGAAUACAUAAAGGAGAAAAUGGAGACGGAGAGAGGUUCACAGCUGAUGGUAAUUAACCUGUAUCCGCCAUGUCCAGAACCAGAAGUAGCAAUAGGAAUGCCUCCUCACUCAGACCAUGGCUUCUUGACCCUCCUGGUUCAAAAUCAUAUCCAAGGUCUCCAAAUCUUCCACAAUGGCCUUUGGCUGCCCCCCAUUCCUCCGCAUCCUAAUUCUUUCCUCGUUAAUCUUGGCGAUCACAUGGAGAUAUUAACGAAUGGAAAGUACAAAAGCGUAGUACAUCGAGUGGUGGUGAAUUGCGAGGUGGCUAGAAUUUCGAUAGGGACGGCUCACGGGCCACCGCUCGACACAGUCGUGAAGCCGGCGGAGCAGCUAGUCGACCAGGAGGGCCAACCCUUGGCCUAUCGUGGCAUCAAAUACAGAGAUUAUUUAGAGCUUCAACAGAGCAGCCAACUCAAUGCGAAAUCCUGCUUGGAUCAUGUUCGCUGUUCAUAAUCUACUAUUUGAACUAUAUGUAUCUACAUAUAUAUAUAUAUAUAUAUUGUGGUAAUAGGUUUUAUUUGUGUGGGUUUAGAGAUUAGUAUCGUAUUUAAUU